GAAUUCAAAGACUCGAGCAGCACACACCUAAAAGACGACCAGACAUAACAUAAAAAAGGAAAUAAUGAUGAUCACCAGAGAACAACAGCAAGUUUACAAGCACAUGGUUUUCUACAGCCUCAUGUUCUUUAUCGUAGUAGUGGUGCUUUCUGUCAUCUAUAGUGCAAACAUCAGCUCCAUACAGGACUUGGAGAGAAUUGAAAGACAAACGCACAUGAAGAUCUUGGCUGAAGUCGACCUGCAGAAUAAGGGCUUCCUUCAUAACUUCUGGGGGAAUAGCAUGCAACCUGUGCUAUCUACCACAGAAAAUCCGGUCAUCAACCAGGACCAAAGACCCACAACCUGGGACAUAUGCAGCUCCAACUGCAGCCCCAACCAUAACUUCUCUUCCUUAGAGUGGUUCAAGCACCUUGAAUUCAGUUUCAAGCAAUUUUUGCUCUAUAGGCAUUGUCGAUACUUUCCUAUCCUGAUGAAUCAUCCAGAGAAAUGUGCUGAGGACGUCGACUUGUUGAUGGUCAUUAAGUCAGUGAUAACACAAUAUGAUCGGAGAGAGGUCAUAAGACAAACGUGGGGCAAAGAGCAGGUGAUUGAAGGCAAAAUAAUCAAGACUCUUUUUCUUCUUGGGACGUCUUGCAAUGAAGAAGAGAGGGCCAACCAUCAAAAACUUCUAGAAUAUGAGGAUCACAUUUAUGGGGACAUCAUUCAAUGGGACUUCAUGGAUAGCUUCUUCAAUCUCACCCUAAAGGAGAUCCACUUCUUGAAGUGGUUCUCCACCUACUGCGGAAACACCCGCUACAUCUUCAAAGGGGAUGAUGACGUGUUUGUCAAUGUUCCCAACAUCUUGGAAUAUCUGAGGGCGAACGUAGACUUGAAAGGCCUCUUUGUCGGUCAUGUUUUCUUCAAAGCCAAGCCCAUUCGCAAAAAAGAGAACAAGUACUACAUCCCUCAAGCAUUGUAUAAGAAGACCCACUACCCACCGUAUGCUGGUGGAGGAGGAUUUCUGAUGGAUGGACCUCUUGCGCGUAAACUCUAUGGAGCGUGUGAAACUCUAGAGCUCUAUCCCAUUGAUGAUGUGUUUCUCGGCAUGUGUCUAGAAGUGCUUCAAGUGACCCCCAUUAAACACAAUGCUUUCAAAACGUUCGGGCUUGUUAUAAAUAAAUCCAGCAAAUUGAAUCGCGAGCCGUGCUUUUUUAAGGCCAUGAUAGUGGUACAUAAAUUGCUCCCACCAGAUUUGAUAAACAUGUGGAAACUGGUCAACAGUGAUUUAGUUUGUUCACAGAAAAUGGACAUAGAACAGUUAAUUUUGAGGGACAAAAAACGAUGAAGAAGAAUGCAAAAAAAAAUUACUGAAUCUAAUUUAUGUAAAGAAACAAGAAGCUGGGUGCCGAGAUCUCUGAACCCACUUCCUAUAAAGCAGAGUCCCCCACAGAGUUUGCAUUUCAUCUUAAGACAUCCCCACCUUCACCUCCUGUUCCCUUUCUCCCUCAUCUCUCACUUUCAACUCAAAAGCACUCUAAAACUCACACAUAAACUGUGCGUAGAAAAAGACGUUUUACCUAUGGAUGAAACAUCAAAAAGUCAAGCUUACUAUGGGGAGCUGUAUCAAACACUAUUGCAAUAAACCUCUUAAUAUAACAUUUGCAGGGGACCACGUAAAGUCACAAGGUGGAGGUUACCAUACACUAUUGUCUCAAUUAGUUGGCAUCCAUUAAAUAAUUGUAAAUUACACUCUAUUAUUUACCUGGCUGUGUCUUAACAGAAUUGAGUUUAAUUUUAUAGGCUCUGAAUGAGCCAAGUGGAAUUGAUGGAUGACAAGCGUGGACUUCAAGGAUGUGGCUAAAAAGCGGAAUGGAGCUUAAUUUAUAAUUCCCCAAGUGAACAACGUAUCUGCUAGAGUCUUAAAAAAGUGGGUACCCAUACAAUGGUUCAGACACCCAUGACCCAUUUAUAUGCAAACAAUUGUAAAACGCUAUAUGUCAUGACCGAUAGAAUAUUUUGGUGAAGGAGGGGCACUGGUUUUCAAUUCCGUGUUAACAGAUCGGGUGGUUUAGUAAAUAUGAAUUUUGAAAUAAUAAUUUUGUUCACCAGCUGUAAGUCUGAUGGUAAAAUGAUUUUAUGUAUGUAAAUGUACUAUUUCAAUGAUUACUACUAUACAAUGAUUUUUAUUCAUUGAAUUGUCCAAUGCAUAACAAUGACAGUAAAAUAGGGAUUUUAGAUAUGUGAGUGGCACAUUGAGUUGUUCAUCUUUUAUUUGGCCAUUUUAUUGGCCAUUGGGUGGGUUUUGUUUAAAAAUACUCUGUCGACCCUGGUAACCAAGGUUCUUCAAAAUAAUAAAAGGUUUAUAUCUGAAGAAAGCUGGUGAUGAGAAGGAGAAUAAGAGAGACAAGCAGGCAUUUACUGAUUGACAUUAAUUCAUUUGUAUUAGUUGCAUCUUACGAUUCAUUUUACUCUAAUACAGUGUCUUUUUCCACAAAGCCAUUGUACCAGUAGCUUAUAAUGGUUGUGGAGACAUCGAUAUAUAUCACAUUUCAUCACUGACCCUGGAAGCAAUAGCACCUCGACAAACAGAUUGUAAAAAUGAAACUGUAAAACCCCAGUCCGACCCUAAAUGCAGGUUUAUAAUUUCAGGCUAGAAAUUAAGCAACAACAAAACAAAAAUCUUUCACCCAGACAAUGCUUUGAACAACAUUGCAUGAUGCUCAAGUCAACACCAUACAUUUAGCAGUCAGGUGUGUGUAAUCUUUUGGACUGGGUGGCCAGCUUGAUUUGGUAAACUUUUAAAUAACUGAUUUUAUCAUUUAGUAAUAGUCUCCUAACGCUACGAAAUAUAUGUUUGCUAUACACACAAAAUAAUAGUAAUUGACUCCAAAAUAGCAUUUCAGGAGGUUUACACCCACCUGACUUUAAAUGUAUUGUGUGGACUUCUUGAGCAUUAGAGAAUGUUUGUAUCUUUUGUAAUAGUUGAUGAGUGUAUGAGUCUGUUAAUUGUAAGCGCUCCCAGCACGUGGUCUGAAAGAGUUGUCCCCAUUUUCCUAAUGAGUAUGGGUGUGUUUUGGGCAAACGUGCAGUAAACCAAUCAGAGAAUCAUCCCCCAUUCCCUUUAGGAGACAGUUGCACUCGCACCAUGGCGGAUUCGUUAUUUACAUGACGGAAUUUGCAAGAGCAAAGGCCGGACGCUUCUCGAGAGAGGAAACGCAACUGAUCAUACACCAGGUUAAAGUGCACAAGCAGACCAUCUACAGGACAUUUAGUUUUAUCUUUAUACCCAAUAAUUAUGUGUUCCGUUUCCUCGCUAGAGAAGCAUUCGGUAUUUGCUUUUGCAUUUUUUUACAGUGU
Messenger RNA from Triplophysa dalaica, 3336 nucleotides. RefSeq names its product UDP-GlcNAc:betaGal beta-1,3-N-acetylglucosaminyltransferase 7-like. The transcript has 2 exons. Gene Ontology annotation, molecular function: hexosyltransferase activity. Lineage: Eukaryota; Metazoa; Chordata; Actinopteri; Cypriniformes; Nemacheilidae. The coding region runs from base 65 to 1324 and encodes 419 amino acids. The record is from RefSeq and is a predicted model, not a curated record. Gene Ontology annotation, cellular component: membrane.